Molecule: messenger RNA, 1175 nt
Organism: Capsicum annuum
Lineage: Eukaryota; Viridiplantae; Streptophyta; Magnoliopsida; Solanales; Solanaceae
Exons: 2
Source: RefSeq, a predicted model, not a curated record
AUGGAACCAUUUCAAGAUAAGCAACAGUUAGAGAGGUAUAGAAAAAAGCUGGGUUUGAAGUAUGCUAUCGUGAAUACCAAUGGAAAAAUUUGGUUCUUUGUGGAUGAAUGUAUAAAUGUGGAAGUGAUAAAUGAUGAUGAUCAACAGAUUACGUGCAGGCUAAUGAACCAAGAAAGUAAUACUGAAAUGGUAGUUACUUUGGUUUAUGCUAAAUGUACGCAAAGUGAGAGACUUCAAUUAUGGGAUUCUCUAUUUCAGAUAUCUCAUAAUUUUCAAAUUCCAUGGCUAGUAGGAGGGGAUUUUAAUGUCAUUGUUAAUGACGAGGAAAAAAAGGGAGGUCUUCCCGUUACAGAAGAGGAGACAACAGAUUUUAACCACUGUAUCAAUACAUGUGUAUUGGAAGAUAAGGGGUUUAAAGAAAGCAAAUUUACCUGGUGGAAUGGUAGAACGGAUGAUGAUUGCAUCUUCAAAAGAAUUGAUAGGGUAUUAUGUAAUGAGAAGAUCCAAGAAUUAUUCCCGAAAAUAGAAGUGGAGCAUUUGAUUAGAAGUGGUUUUGAUCAUGCACCAAUGUUGAUUGCAUGUAGCACUGAGGUUGAGCAAAUAACUAAAAGUUUUAGAUUCCUAAAUUUUUGGUUAAAGGAAGAUUCCUUCAUGAAUGUGGUCAGGAAGAAUUGGAAUGCUGAUUUUUCGGCAAACCCUUUCAAUAUUUUUCAUUAUAAACUUAAAAAGGUUAAAACUGCGAUGGCACAAUGGAGUAGGGAAACCUUCGACAAUAUUUUCCAGGAAGUUAAAACUAUGGAGGAGGUCAUUAAGGUGAUGGAGGUUCAAUUUGAAGCAGAUCCCUCGGGAAGGAAUAGAGAAAAGCUGCAAGAGGCGCAAGCUCAGCUUAAUAAAUAUUUACAUAGAGAGGAGGAGUUUUGGAAACAAAAAGCAGGAAUGGAGUGGUUUAAAGAUGGGGAGAGAAAUACUAAAUUUUUCCAUUCAGUUGUGAAAGGGGGAAGGAUAUACCGUCAAAAGAAGAAGUACAUCAAGCAGUUAUGGGACUCAAUAGAACCAGUGCAGGAAGGAGGACCUGAUGGGAUGACAGGAGCUUUUUAUCAAGAUAUCUGGGAUAUUAUUGGCGAUGAUGUUUAUGAAAUGGUUAAGGCUUUCUUUUGUGGAGCAGAUUUGCCAAG